AUGGAGGAUACACUUGUUCUCAUCAAGCAUGCUAACUUCAUACCAGAAGAUUCAUUGAGAAGAAGACGUAAUCAAAGAAUAUUAACGACAGAAAACAAUAAAUACAUGCGAAAGAUCGAAGAACUAGCGAAUGAAUGGUUAAGAUUCUUUCGCGAUAAGGAGUUACAAGAAGAAAAAAACAAGUCCAUUGUGAAGGAAGAGGUAAGUGCUGAGCGGUUAAGAAAGUCAAAGGGGAAGCGUCCACAGUCAACAACAUCCGUUGUGAAGAACGUGAGUAAAAAACGAAAGGUACCAAAAAAGGGAGAGCGUCCACCCGUGGUGACCAACGAGAUAACCCAACGGUUAGACGAGUUCAUCGUGAGCGAGAUGAAUGGGACGGACGUGAAACUCGUGAUUCAGAAGACGUUGUACAAGUCGGAUACACUGAAAACUCAAAACAGGUUAAACAUGCCGUUUAACCAACUGCAGACGAAUAAGUUCUUGACGGAGGAUGAAAGACAAAUUGUUGAGUCGUAUGUUCCCAAAGAGAACAACAUUGAGGUUUCGUUGUUGGGGCCAACGUUGGAGAUGUACAAGUUGAAGUUGGAACUGACAAUGUGGCCUAUGCUUAGUACCUACAACUACGUGUUGAAGACAAACUGGUACCAGUUUUGGUUUGAUAAUAAAAAACAUUUGAAGGAGGGUUCAAAGAUUCAAGUAUGGUCGUUUCGUCGAGAUCAACAGUUGUGUUUUGCGAUCGUGUGUGUCGAGAAACCAGGUGGCAAAGGCGACGUGGUUUAA
Messenger RNA from Helianthus annuus (common sunflower), 780 nucleotides. Its product is annotated as putative B3 domain-containing protein At2g27410. The record is from RefSeq and is a predicted model, not a curated record. Bases 1 to 780 code for a protein of 259 amino acids. NCBI's taxonomy places the organism in Eukaryota, Viridiplantae, Streptophyta, Magnoliopsida, Asterales, Asteraceae. Gene Ontology annotation, molecular function: DNA binding. The transcript is spliced from 2 exons.